AUGUGUGUCAGUGGGCUGGUGGCCACAGAGGAGACCUCAGCCUGGUGGCCUGUCCCCAUCACCCGCCUCCACGGUGAUGACGAGCUGCUGCGGGGCCUCGAGGGGGCCCUGGGGGUGAAGAAGAAGAAACGGGGUCCCCGGAAGCAGAAGGAAAAUAAACCUGGAAAACCACGGAAACGGAAAAAACUGGUGAGCGAAGAUGAGCUGGAGUCGGAGCGGGAGGAAUACCAGCGGGAAGAGUACCGGGAGAAGUCGGAGAGCGGUGGCAGUGACUCUGGGGGGGCGGCCAGGAAACGGCGGCGGAAGCACCGUGAGAAGAAGGAGAAGAAAACAAAAAGACGGAAAAAGGCCGAUGAGGAGGGGGGGCAGAAGGUGAAGGCGGUGGAGCAGAAGUCCUCGGCACAGUUGCUGGGGGCCUGGGGGCUGGAGGACGUGGACCAUGUCUUCACUGAGGAGGACUAUCAUACCCUCACCAACUACAAGGCCUUCAGCCAGUUCAUGAGGCCCCUGAUCGCCAAGAAGAACCCCAAAAUCCCCAUGUCGAAGAUGAUGACCAUCCUGGGGGCCAAGUGGCGGGAAUUCAGCGCCAACAACCCCUUCAAAGGCUCCGCUGCUGCCGUGGCUGCCGCUGCUGCCGCCGCUGCCGCCGCCGUGGCUGGGCAAGUGUCCGCAGCCGUGGCCGCCGUGGCCCCCGAGGCCCCCCCCCCACCCCUGCGCAAGGCCAAGACCAAGGAAGGCAAAGGUCCCGGCCACAAGAAACGCAGCAAGAGCCCGCGGGUGCCAGAGCUGAAGAGGAAGAUGAAGGGGAGAAAGAUGGCGCCGCUGAAAAUCAAACUGGGUGUCCUGGGUGGCAAGCGCAAGAAGAGCAGCUCGAGCGAGGACGCAGGGGAGGCAGAGGAGGAGUCGGACGCCGAAAGCCCUGGGGUGCUGGGUGCGACCACCCGCCCCGACCCCACCACCCGCCUCAAGAAGCUCAAGCGAGGACGUCCUGGCCGCAAGAAAAAGAAGGCCCCCUGCGCCGGCCUCAGCCGGGAGCGCGGCCCCGUGGGGACGGGCGCGGCGCCCGCGCACGGGCCAGGGCCAGAGGAGGAGGGGGACGGCUACGAGACGGACCACCAGGACUACUGCGAGGUGUGCCAGCAGGGCGGGGAGAUCAUCCUCUGCGACACCUGCCCCCGCGCCUACCACCUUGUCUGCCUCGACCCCGAGCUUGACCGCGCGCCCGAGGGACGCUGGAGCUGCCCCCACUGCGAGAAGGAGGGGGUGCAGUGGGAAGCGAAGGAGGAGGAGGAAGAGGAGGAAGAGGAGGAGGAGGAAGGGGAGAAGGAGGAGGAGGACGACCACAUGGAGUACUGCCGGGUGUGCAAGGACGGCGGGGAGCUGCUCUGCUGCGAUGCCUGCGUCUCCUCCUACCACAUCCACUGCCUCAACCCCCCCCUGCCUGAGGUCCCCAACGGCGAGUGGCUCUGUCCCCGCUGCACGUGCCCGGUGCUGAAGGGGCGAGUACAGAAGAUCCUGUACUGGCGGUGGGGGGAGCCGCCCCCCCCUGUGGCUGCCCCCCCCGGGGCCCCCCCCGAGGGGCCCCCCCAAGCGUUGCAAGGUCGUUCCGAGCGCGAGUUCUUCGUCAAGUGGGUCGGGCUCUCCUACUGGCACUGCUCCUGGAUCAAGGAGCUGCAGCUGGAGAUCUUCCACCUGGUGAUGUACCGCAACUACCAGCGCAAGAACGACAUGGACGAGCCGCCCCCCCUCGACUAUGGCUCGGGGGACGAUGACCCCAAGAGCGAGAAACGGGGGGCCGGGGGGGACCCCCUUUUCGGGGGGAUGGAGGAACGUUUCUACCGCUACGGCAUCAAACCCGAGUGGAUGACGGUGCAUCGCAUCAUCAACCACAGCGUGGACCGGAAGGGGCAGUACCACUACCUGGUGAAGUGGCGGGACCUGCCCUACGACCAGGCCACCUGGGAGGAGGAUGAGAUGCCCAUCCCCGACUAUGACCUCCACAAGCUGGCCUACUGGAAGCACCGGGAGGUGUUCAUGGGGGAGGACCCGGCCCAGCCCCGGCGCUACAAAAAGAAGAAGAAGGAGACACCGGGGGAGGGACCCCCCGACUCCCCCACCAACGACCCGACGGUGAAGUACGAGACACAGCCGCGGUUCAUCACAGCAACGGGCGGCACCCUGCACCUCUACCAGCUGGAGGGGCUGAACUGGCUGCGCUUCUCCUGGGCCCAGAGCACCGACACCAUCCUGGCUGAUGAGAUGGGGCUGGGCAAGACCAUCCAGACCAUCGUAUUCCUCUACUCCCUCUACAAGGAGGGCCACACCAAGGGCCCGUUCCUCGUCAGCGCCCCGCUCUCCACCAUCAUCAACUGGGAGCGGGAGUUCCAGAUGUGGGCCCCCGCCUUCUACGUCGUCACCUACACCGGGGACAAGGACAGCCGGGCCAUCAUCCGCGAGAACGAGUUCUCCUUUGAUGACAACGCCAUGAAGGGGGGCAAGAAGGCCUUCAAGAUGAAGCGGGAGGCGCAGGUGAAGUUCCACGUGCUGCUGACGUCCUACGAGCUGAUCACCAUCGACCAGGCGGCACUGGGCUCCAUCCGCUGGGCUUGCUUGGUGGUGGAUGAGGCCCACCGCCUCAAGAACAACCAGUCCAAGUUCUUUCGGGUGCUGAACGGGUACAAGAUCGAACACAAGCUGCUGCUGACGGGGACCCCGCUGCAGAACAACCUGGAGGAGCUCUUCCACCUCCUCAACUUCCUCACUCCUGAGCGCUUCAACAACCUGGAGGGUUUCUUGGAGGAGUUUGCUGACAUCUCCAAGGAAGACCAGAUCAAGAAGCUCCACGACCUGCUGGGUCCCCACAUGCUGCGGCGCCUCAAGGCCGACGUCUUCAAGAACAUGCCGGCCAAGACCGAGCUCAUCGUCCGUGUCGAGCUCAGCCCCAUGCAGAAGAAGUACUACAAGUACAUCCUGACGCGCAACUUCGAGGCAUUGAACUCGCGGGGUGGCGGGAACCAGGUGUCGCUGCUCAACAUCAUGAUGGACCUGAAGAAGUGCUGCAACCACCCCUACCUCUUCCCCGUCGCCGCCAUGGAAUCCCCGAAGCUGCCGAGUGGUGCCUAUGAGGGGGGGGCCCUGAUCAAGGCCUCGGGGAAGCUGCUCCUGCUGCAGAAGAUGCUGCGGAAGCUGAAGGAGCAAAACCACCGGGUGCUCAUCUUCUCCCAGAUGACGAAGAUGCUGGACCUGCUGGAGGAUUUCCUGGACUACGAGGGCUACAAGUACGAGCGCAUCGACGGGGGCAUCACAGGGGCCCUGCGCCAGGAGGCCAUCGACCGCUUCAACGCGCCGGGGGCGCAGCAGUUCUGCUUCCUGCUGUCGACGCGGGCCGGGGGCCUCGGCAUCAACCUGGCCACCGCCGACACCGUCGUCAUCUUCGACUCCGACUGGAACCCCCACAACGACAUCCAGGCCUUCAGCCGGGCGCACCGCAUUGGCCAGGCCAACAAGGUGAUGAUCUACCGGUUUGUCACGCGCGCUUCGGUGGAGGAACGCAUCACGCAGGUGGCCAAGCGCAAGAUGAUGCUGACGCACUUGGUGGUGCGCCCGGGACUGGGCUCCAAGGCCGGCUCCAUGUCCAAGCAGGAGCUUGAUGAUAUCCUCAAAUUCGGCACUGAGGAGCUCUUCAAGGACGAGAAUGAGGGGGAGAACAAGGAGGAGGACAGUAGCGUCAUCCACUACGACAAUGAGGCCAUCGCCCGGCUGCUGGACCGCAACCAGGAUGCCACCGACGAUGCCGAUGUGCAGAACAUGAACGAGUACCUCAGCUCCUUCAAGGUGGCCCAGUAUGUCGUGCGUGAGGAGGACAAGAUCGAGGAGAUCGAGCGGGAGAUCAUCAAGCAGGAGGAGAACGUCGACCCUGACUACUGGGAGAAGCUGCUGCGACACCACUACGAGCAGCAGCAGGAGGACCUGGCGCGCAACCUGGGCAAGGGCAAGCGGGUGCGCAAGCAGGUCAACUACAAUGAUGCUGCCCAGGAGGACCAAGGUGAGCACUGGGAAGGCACUGGGAGGGCACUGGGAGGAUGUACAGGGCAGCUGGGGACGCUGGGAAGCUCUGGUAAGGUGCUGGGGUUCAACACACGGCAGCGCAAGGCCUUCCUGAACGCGGUGAUGCGGUGGGGGAUGCCCCCCCAGGACGCCUUCACCUCCCAGUGGCUCGUCCGCGACCUGCGCGGCAAGACCGAAAAGGAGUUCAAGGCCUACGUGUCCCUGUUCAUGCGUCACCUGUGCGAGCCGGGGGCCGACGGCUCCGAGACCUUCGCAGACGGGGUCCCCCGGGAGGGGCUCUCGCGGCAGCAGGUGCUGACCCGCAUCGGCGUCAUGUCCCUCGUCAAGAAGAAGCCACGCCGGCGCCCAGCGAGCGCGGGGACGGGCCAGGGCCACCCCCGGACAGGGACGACGGUGACACCAGGGACGAGAAGGAGCCUAAAGGCCCUGAGAAGAUGGAGACAGAGCCUCCUGUCCCCGAGAUGCCACCGUCCCCAGGCGAUGGCAGCGAGGCCGAAGGGCCGCGGAAGGGGGAGGAGGAGGAGGGACCUGGCCAGCGGGAGCCCGAGGCCGAAGGGCCCCCGGCCCGCGAGGAGCGAACAGGUGAGCCCCCACCCCGGCCCCAUCUUGGGCUCCGAGGCUGAGAAGGGUCCCGGGGGAGAGAAGGGCGACGAGAAACCCCCUGAGGAGGAGCCCAAGGAGCGGCCGGGGGAUCUUGACCCUAAACGAGAGGAGGUGAAGGCCGAGAAGGAGCCCAAGCUGGAGGCGCGUGCCAACGGCCGGCGGGAUGACAAAGCCGAGAAGCCGCGCUUCAUGUUCAACAUCGCCGAUGGCGGCUUCACAGAGCUGCACACGCUGUGGCAGAACGAGGAGCGUGCCGCCAUCUCCUCGGGGAAGCUCAAUGAAAUUUGGCACCGGCGCCACGACUACUGGCUGCUGGCCGGCAUCGUCCUCCACGGCUACGCGCGCUGGACGGACAUCCAGAACGACGGCGCCUUCGGGGUCAUCAACGAACCCUUCAAGGGCGAAGCCUCCAAGGGAAACUUCCUCGAGAUGAAGAACAAGUUCCUCGCACGCCGCUUCAAACUACUGGAGCAGGCGCUGGUGAUCGAGGAGCAGCUCCGUCGUGCCGCCUACCUGAACAUGACGCAAGACCCGAGCCACCCCGCCAUGGCCCUCAACACCCGCUUCGCCGAGGUCGAGUGCCUGGCCGAGAGCCACCAGCACUUGUCCAAGGAGUCGCUGGCGGGCAACAAGCCCGCGAACGCCGUCCUGCACAAGGUGCUGAACCAACUGGAGGAGCUGCUGAGCGACAUGAAGGCGGACGUCACCCGCCUCCCCGCCACCCUCUCCCGCAUCCCCCCUAUCGCCGCCCGCCUCCAGAUGUCGGAGCGCAGCAUCCUCAGCCGCCUCGCCAGCAAGGGCACCGAGAGCCACCCCCCGCCCACCUUCCCGCCGGGGCCCUAUGCCACCCCCCAGAGCUAUGGGGGCACCUUUGGGACCCCCCCGGCCGGAGCCCUCCCCCCUGGAGGGGCCAACUACAGCCAGAUGCCGCCUGGCUCCUUCAUCACUGGGAUGGCCGCGGUCAUGGACAGCAUGGGGAUGGUCAACUGGGUGGUCUUGGCCACCAGAAGUCAUGGGGACAGUCACUGGUAUAGUCAUGGGGACGGCUACAGUCGUGGCCACCAUGGGAAUGGUUAG
Messenger RNA from Haliaeetus leucocephalus (bald eagle), 5748 nucleotides. RefSeq names its product chromodomain helicase DNA binding protein 3 (gene CHD3). The coding region runs from base 1 to 5748 and encodes 1915 amino acids. Gene Ontology annotation, cellular component: chromatin; nucleus; NuRD complex. Gene Ontology annotation, molecular function: DNA binding; histone binding; ATP binding. Lineage: Eukaryota; Metazoa; Chordata; Aves; Accipitriformes; Accipitridae. The record is from RefSeq and is a predicted model, not a curated record. The transcript is spliced from 39 exons. Gene Ontology annotation, biological process: chromatin remodeling; negative regulation of transcription by RNA polymerase II.